AUGGAUGGAUCAACAAAAGAAUCUUCUAAACGAAAUGCUAGUCGUGUAAAUUCAACUGAUGAAAAUUAUGAGAGUGUCAUAUUCGUUUGGUUUAAUCCUCAAGAUCAAUCAAAUGUGAAUAUAGUUGGACCACUUCGUGCUAUUAAUCAUAAUGUCCAAACAUUUAAUGAAUCUUCAUCUUGCUUUGAAAUGAUAAGAUCUUCAAAUGAGAAGAUCUUUUUCAUAUCAUCAGUGAAUAAUAAUCAAUUGAUCUCUACUGUUCAUGAUUUUCCUGCUGUUGAAGCCAUUUUUAUUCUUGAUCCCAAUGAAGAUAUGGUGAGAGGAGAUUUUCCGAAAUUAUUUGGUGUAUUUCCUCAACAAGAAGAAUUACUUCNUGUACAAACAUUUAAUGAAUCUUCAUCUUGCUUUGAAAUGAUAAGAUCUUCAAAUGAGAAAAUCUUUUUUAUAUCAUCAAUAAAUAAUAUUCAAUUAAUUUCUACUGUUCAUGAUUUUCCUGCUGUUGAAGCCAUUUUUAUUCUUGAUCCCAAUGAAGAUAUGGUGAGAGGAGAUUUUCCGAAAUUAUUUGGUGUAUUUCCUCAACAAGAAGAAUUACUUCGACUAGUAAAAGAAGUGUUUGAUGCUUUCGAACAAGUUCAAUUAGAAGAAUUCGCGUUUGAACAAGAGAAAAUCUUUCUUUGGUCACAAUUGUGGAAAGAAGAGUUAAUCAGUCGUAAAGUGGCGUCAAACAAAGCUCCUUUCAUCGAAAUCUGCCGUCAAUAUUAUCGUGAUAAUACUCGAAUUGUUAGUUCGAUCGAAGAACUUGAAAAAUCCUAUCGACUUCCCGAAGUCAUCAAUUGGUGUUGUCGUUCUCCUUUUCCAUCGCGAUUUCUUCUUCAUGCAUUACGUUCACAUAACAAAUCUCAAUUGAAUGCAUGUCGAUUUUUAUUAUCCGAUGCCACGCGUUUCUUUCAUCAAAAUUUGAAACCAAAAUCCAGUGAUCAAGUUUAUCGUGGUAUGAAAUUAUCCAAUGAAUUACUCGAUCAAUUCGAAUCACAUAUUGGUGAACUUGUUUGUACAAGUGGAUUUUUUCUUUGUACAAAAUUACGAACAAAUGCAUUGACACUUGCAUCAUUACCAACUUAUCGACCAGAUCUUCAAUCUGUUUUAUUUAAAAUCGAUUGUGAUGCGUCAUCUCUAUUCACGGAAAUAUCAAAUAAACAAACAUCAUCAUUAAUUGUAUUUGAUCCUUGUAUGGCAUUUCGCAUUGUUUAUGUCAAUCGAGCAGAAAUGUCAGUGAUCAAAUUGAAGACGGCAGGAGACGCAGGAAAGAAAUUUGCUUUGGAUUAUAUGAAUAAUCAUAAAAACACAACAAUACCCGAAAUACUCGAUGAACUUCUUCGACCACCAACACCACCUCCUAAACCACCAACUCCUCCGCCACCUCGUGUACCAACACCACCUCCUCGAGUUUCAACUCCACCGCCACCACCUCGAGAACCAACGCCUCCACAAGAAGGACUAGUUGAAGCGGCGGACAUCGCGCCUUCGUUUGUGUCUGAUGAAGAAAUAAAAGCACAAGAAUAUGCACAAAAAGGAAAUGUCGAUUUAGCUUUAUCGACUUAUCAAAGUAUUCAACCUACAACAGCUCGUAUAUUGAAUAAAAUGGGAGAAUUAUGUGCUGUGAAAAAAGGUGAUUACGAUUAUGCUUUGUAUUGUCAUCAUCAAGCACUUAAAAUGCAGGAAGAAUCUGGUGAAGAUAUUUCGAGUACUCUCAUUCAUAUUGGAAAUGCUCAUCGUGGUCGUGAGGAAUUUCAUCUUGCUCUCAAUAAUUAUAAUCGUGCACUUGAAUUACGUCGAAAGAAUCCAAACACGAGUCCAGCAACUCUCGCCGCCAAUUUUCUCAGUAUUGGUAAAGCACAUUGGGGUCGUCGAGAAUAUCCUCAAGCAAUUACAAAUACAGAAGAAGCUUUAAUAAUACAAGAAGGUCUCGUACCUCCAGAUGAAAUUAAUGUUGGUGUAACAAUGUCUGUUCUGGGAAAUAUUUAUCGAAAUGCUGGUGAUAGUGUCCGUGCCUUGGAUUUAUGUACACGUGCACUCGAUAUUUUUCGACAUAAAUUACCGCCAUAUUCACCUACAACAGCCAAUACUUUUUAUCAAUUGGGAAAAACUCAAUCGAGUUUAGGAGCAUUGGCUGAUGCUCAACAAAGUUUUGAACAAUCGAGUAGAAUUUAUCGAAAAACUCUUCCUCCAGGACAUCCAGAUCGAAUGUCCGUGGAUAAAGAACUUCGACGUGUUACACAAUUAUUAGAACAAAACUAA
Adineta ricciae is the source of this 2298-nucleotide messenger RNA. The record is from the annotation of a GenBank genome assembly. NCBI's taxonomy places the organism in Eukaryota, Metazoa, Rotifera, Eurotatoria, Adinetida, Adinetidae.